Molecule: messenger RNA, 4079 nt
Organism: Trichomycterus rosablanca
Lineage: Eukaryota; Metazoa; Chordata; Actinopteri; Siluriformes; Trichomycteridae
Gene: invs
Product: inversin
Exons: 19
Coding region: 190-3282 (1030 amino acids)
Biological process (GO): protein localization to ciliary inversin compartment
Cellular component (GO): ciliary inversin compartment
Molecular function (GO): protein binding
Source: RefSeq, a predicted model, not a curated record
GUUUGUUCAGAAUGCACAGUGGAACACACUGGACGUGGCGUGAAUUUAUAAAAACUAGCCGUGUUUCAUCUCGAAUGAGGUCAGUACAGCAGAGGUGCCAGAGGGACCUGCAGUGAGUCUUGGCUUAACAAAGGUGCACCGAGCUGGGCAACAUCUGCUGAGGCUUCCUGUUGCCUCCUGCACACUAGCAUGGAGAUGGAGCAGUCCCUGAAGACAGAUGGCCCCACUGCUUUAAGCUCUCAGGUGCAUGCAGCAGCAGUGAACGGAGACAAAAGCUCCUUGCAGAAACUGAUCACAGAGCCCUGUUUAAGGGACAGUGAGGAUCAGUUCGGCAGGACCCCUCUGAUGUACUGCGUUCUGGCCGACCGUCUGGACUGUGCAGAGACCUUACUGAAGGCUGGAGCUUCGGUCAAUAAAGCUGAUCGUAGCAAAAGAACUGCUCUGCACCUCGCUGCACAGAAGGGCAAUGCUCGUUUCAUGAAGUUGCUCCUGGCGCGACACGCUAAUUGGAUGUUGAAGGAUCUCGAAGAAAUGAUACCAUUGCACUUGGCGACUCGCCACUCCAGCCCCAAACCUCUCUCCCUUCUCCUUAAGCACAUGGCACCUGGGGAGGUGGAUACUCAAGACAGGAGAAAACAAACAGCAUUGCACUGGAGUGCAUUCUACAACCACCCUGAACACGUAAAGCUGCUGAUCAAACAUGACUCGAACAUUGGAAUCCCUGACAGCGAGGGCAAGAUCCCCCUCCACUGGGCAGCUCACAACAAGCACCCGAAUGCCACUCAUACUGUGCGCUGCAUUUUGGACGCCGCUCCCACAGAGUCUCUGUUGAACUGGCAGGAUUACGAAGGCCGAACGCCGCUUCACUUUGCAGUAGCUGAUGGAAAUGAAGCCGUGGUGGACGUUCUUACAUCGUACGAAGGAUGUAGCGUUACAGCUUACGACAAUCUGUUCCGAACACCACUUCACUGGGCAGCACUGCUCGGUCAUGCACGUAUAGUUCAUCUGCUGCUGGAGAGAAAUAAGUCAGGCAUGAUUCCAUCAGACAGUCAAGGAGCCACACCACUGCACUAUGGCGCUCAGAGCAACUAUGCUGAUACAGUGGCGGUGUUCCUGAAGCACCCCUCAGUGAGGGAUGAGCCGGAUCUGGAGGGCAGGACCGCGUUCAUGUGGGCUGCUGGGAAGGGCAGUGAUGAUGUCAUCAAAAUCAUGUUGGAGCUUAAGCAUGACCUGGACAUCAACAUGGCUGACAAAUAUGGAGGAACAGCACUACAUGCGGCUGCACUCUCAGGCCAUGUGUCUACUGUGCAGUUGUUGUUGGAAAAGGGGGCUACGGUGGACCCUCUGGAUGUGAUGAAACACACUCCACUAUUCCGUGCCUGUGAGAUGGGACAUCGUGACGUCAUUCUCACUCUCAUUAAAGGUGGGGCACGAGUGGACCUAGUGGACACAGACGGGCACUCGGCACUGCAUUGGGCAGCGUUGGGCGGUAAUGCUGAGGUGUGCGAGGUGCUGAUGGAAAACGGACUCGGGCCAAACCAGCAGGACCAUGCAGGCAGGACGCCGCUGCAGUGUGCUGCCUAUGCAGGUUACAUUAACUGCAUGGCCCUGCUCAUCGAACACCACGCUGACCCCAACAUCCAGGAUAAAGGGGGAAGGACCGCACUCCACUGGUCGUGUAAUAACGGUUAUCUUGAUGCUGUAAAACUACUUUUGGGAUGUGGAGCUUUUCCAAACCAUAUGGAGAACACAGAAGAGAGGUACACUCCUCUGGACUAUGCCCUGCUGGGGGAGCAUCAAGAGGUGACACAGUUCCUGCUGGAGCAUGGUGCUCUGUCCAUUGCUGCCAUCCAGGAUGUUGCUGCCUCCUCCAUCCAGGCCUUGUAUAAAGGCUACAAAGUGCGCCGAGCAUUCAAGGAGCGUAAGAACCUCUUAAUGAGGCACGAGCAACUCCGCAAGGAUGCCGCCAAAAAAAGAGAAGAAGAGCGCAGGCGCGAAGCAGAACAACAGCUCUUACUGGCUGGAGCACAGUCCCACCCCCAGGUCUUACUGGUUCAAGGUGGUGGCAAGAAGCUACCAAUGGCUGAGAUGGAACGCAGCCACGACACUGACGAUGCAGUGACCCCUAAAGGCCACAAACACCGUAAACCAAGAGUACGUGACACCCAAUCAGAGCUUAGAAGUGAAACUCCAGACAUCUCUCGCCUCUCUCUGACUUUAAAACCACCCGUUAGUGGCAGCAGAUCGGACAUAAUGACUGAUGUGUGUGAGAGCGGAGUGUAUGUGUCUGAGGAGUGUGUAUCCAAACCUGAGCGCCGUUCUCCAGCCAGCUCCAGCAGGCCGGGCAGCGCUAGACCAGCACACACUGGCCAUUCGAGACCCAGAACUUCAACUCACAAUCCAGAAACCAGUUCAAAACCGGAAUCCAGAACAAGCCAUCCUGCUCCGACAUCCCCUCAAUCCAGCAGGCCCGGCUCGGUUUCAACACAAGCAAGAAGAGAGAGAAGCAGAACGAGCGAGAGGACGGCUGAGGUCUUAAGGGAGAACCUGCCCAGGCCCAAGAACGAAAAAGACAGGAAAGAGAAGGAAGAGAGGAGGACUAACAAAGAGGAAAGAGGAACUCAGAGAGAGGGGGAGAAGUGUUCCAAGUCUGAAAGAGACGGAGAAAGAAUGUUAGGAAGGGAGAAAGAGAAAGCCGCGGGUCCCGGCGCUGAGAAAGGAAGACGGGCGGAGACGGAGAGAGAGCGCAGAAGAAAGAGUCUUCACCGAAAGAAUCAAGCAGUGAGUGUAAUACAGACGGCAUGGAGGAGGUUCUGUGUCCGCAGACGCCUGAGAGAAGUCUUGUGUGAAAACGUUAAAAGGCCUGAGCUUACAGAGGUCACAGCCCUUCUGAUUCAGCUAAUAUGGCAGCGACCCAUCAACUUUCGUAACAUUCGUCCAAAAAGCAUUUCUACAGCACAGCCACCUACUGUCAAGGCUACAGCCAAGAAAAGCUCAGUUCUACAGAGUAUUUAUGGAGGAGCCCAGGCCAAAAGGGGGCGCUCUCUUAGAACUGCAUCUGCAAUCAACACCCACAGCCAGAGCCAUUUACUAUCUGACCUGUCACUGAAAACCAGCAAGCAAUUGAGUGGUGUGGAGUGUGUGCACUUACUGGACUCUCUGAAUCAAGCCAAGCAGUAUUCCUACCACUUACGUCCUCAGAGUGCCAGCAGCCAAAGAAGCAAGAACUCGACACCCUCACCACACACACACACUGCACACUCAGUCACUGACCCACACUAACCGUCUGCACCAGAUCAAACCAUCAGUCUUCACCUGGCAUAUUUUCAUGCAUACACAUUUUUGCCAACCUUCCGAUUGGCUGUCCCAAAUGGCCCUAACAUGCUGGCACCCUGUCCAUUUGGUGUAUUCCAACAUUACAUUUCCAGGUGGCACCAAACCCACAGCAACCCUGACCCUGCAGAUAAAUCAGUCAUUAAAUAGGAAUGAAUCUGUCGUAUGAUAAUUCAUGUUACUCCAGACUGAUGAGAGAAAUGAAUCUGUAUCGCAUUUGUUUGCCAGACCUCGUUUUGUUGCCACGGACAACCACCUAGGUCAAAGGUUAAACCCACAAACACAGAAUACACAGAAGAUAACCUUUCAUCAUGUCAUCGUCUGGUUAUGCACCUGUCAUAGGGGUGAAAUACACCUGACAUAACAAGGCCACCUGCACACGGGUGCUUGAAACAUGCUAAGAAAACAUGAAGCAAGCUCCACUCCAGUUACUGAGAUCAGGAGUGAACCUCCACUGUAUACAGGUGUGAAAAUUAAUCAUAUGGAAAAGUGGCUUUUAACUGAAUGGGUACAAAUUCACACAGACACACUCCAAAUUAUUGUAAAGAGACUUUCCAGGAGAGUGGAUACCGUUAUAAUUACAUUUGGUUUUUCACAUUUUGUCCGUUAAAUCCGAAAUCCGUUAAAUCAAGGCUUCACUGUAAUAUUAAUGUUUCCUCUUGGUUGCUUAAACAAGCAUCAUUAGCACUUUCCUGGUGCAUCACUAUUGUAACUAUACUCUGUAAAUAUGACCAUUAUUUUGCUAA